AAGAAAAGGAGGCAACAGAUUUCCCAGGCCUAACUUUGUUACAGAGCUUUUUUUAAAAAAAACAUUUGUGGGUUUUGUACAAACAGGAUUACCAGUGGGUAGUGACAAAACCUAAGGAGCGGGCUCUUGAAUGCUGUCAGGAGAACAAUGCGUGUUGCGCUGCGGCAUCGCAGUGGCUGCCUGCUGCUCUGCCUGGGCCUGUCUCUGGUCACCCUGCUGCUGCAGAGCCUCUGGGUACCUACUGAACCAACCCAUGACAAGACUGCUGGGAGAUCACCUGAGGAACAGAGUCAGCAGAGUCAUCGCCUCCACAGGUUGGCAGUCCGUUUGGAGGCUUUGAGUACUCAGGUGCAGAGGCUGAGCAGCGAAAGAGAUGAUGUCCAUCUGAACAGAAAAGAUCUCAGUUUACUACUACACAGAUUCAGGCAGGAUCAGCAGGGUUUGGCUCACCUGGUUGAGCAGGAGCUGCAGAAAGUGUCUCAGAAGCUCGAUCAGCUCAGCCACCAUCAUCAUCAUCAUCAUCAAGCUGAUACCCCACACAAUGAUGAUAGACCACAUCAAGGGCCUGGAGAGAAGUGUGAAGUACCRAAAGACCCUGCAUAUCCAGUGUGUGCUGAGAAGGUCAAGUUUCUGCAGACACUCUGGCAGUCGGACCCCUGCUAUGCAUUUUAUGGCGUGGAUGGGUCCACGUGCUCCAUACUGACGUACCUCAGCCAAAUUGAGGAUUUUUGUCCCCCUCAGGUUGGAAGGAACUACUCCUCUCUGCCAUGGCAUCAAAAACCUCUUUCACAUCCACAUAAGGCUGACAUACGUGACACUUUGAGGCCGCUGUACGAGGUGAUCAGCAACAACAGCAGCAGCCCGGUGAUUAGGUUCAUCCGCUCCAGAGUGGAAAGAAUGUCUGAAAGGUGGAAACGGGCUGGACAAAGGUGGAAGCAGAGCAGCAAUGAGACAGUUCCUCUGAUGAAGGUUCUGAUAGGUGCUGCGCCGGGCCGAGGCAGCUGUCCAAUCCAGAGGCCUCUCACCUUUGACCUCAUUUACACCGACUACCACGGCCUUGCUCACCUCCAAGGAGCCAUGGGACUGGCUUUUCAGCAUUACCAGUGCCGCUUUAGGAUUUUGGACUCGUUUGGAACUGAACCGGCCUUUAACCUGGGAACUUACGCUCGAAGUCGUGGAUAUGAAACCCAGUGGGGCAGCUGGAGUCUCCAUCCUCUGCAGUAUAUGACCAUGUUCCCUCAUUCUCCUGACAAUUCCUUUCUGGGCUUCGUGAGCGAAGAGGCAGUGAAGGAUGAGGAGCCUGGGUCAGAAAGUUCCAAGAAAGACAAGAUAGCAGUUGUCUAUGGCAAACAGGAAUACAUGUGGCAGGGUAAAUCUAAAUAUCUGGAGGUUAUUAGUGAAGAAUUAGAGACUCAUGCCACAGUCUACGGGCCUCCAGGACACGCCUCCAGUCUACCCAGUUUCAUCAGAAACCACGGACUCCUGUCUCAGGAGGACUUUCUGCAACUUCUCCAAAGAACAAAGGUUUUUGUAGGUCUUGGGUUCCCCUACGAGGGUCCGGCUCCUAUCGAGGCCAUAGCUCUGGGUUGCGUUUUCCUUCAGCCACAGUUUGACCCCCCACACUCAUCAGAAAACAGUGACUUCUACAAGGGCAAGCCCACCACGAGACAGAUCACCUCACAGCACCCGUAUGCUGAGCAGUUCAUUGGUAAACCCUACGUGUGGACUGUGGAUGUGACCAACAGGACUGCAGUUCAGCAGGCUCUCAGGACUAUUUUAAGCACGGAGGUGAAGCCUUUCACGCCUCAGGAGUUCACAUGUGGGGGAAUGCUGGAGCGGCUUCACGGUUACAUCACUCAGCAGAACUUCUGCAGUAAAUCUGUCCCUACUUGGCCUCCAGAAAGUGCUCUAAGGGGGCACCUGGGUCCACUGGGUCAGUCGUGUGUGAGUGUGUGUCAGCGCUCCGCUUUGUUGUGUGAGCCCGCUCUCUUUCAUCACCUGAACACACCUGCAGCGUUUACCAGGCUCGGACUGGACUGCUCCAGCACGGUGCAGGACGUCAACCAUCUGUUUCCAUCCUACAACCCGUGGGGUCGUCACUGUGGCCUUCAGCAGGAGCCGCUGCUGUUCAGCUGUGCUGGAUCUGACCCUUCACAUCGCAGACUGUGUCCCUGCAGAGCUCACCUAUCUGCACAGAUGCCAGUAGAACCAGACUGCAUUUGAGCGGGACAGUGGAAUAACUCAGGAAAAAAAUUAAAAAAUUUUAAAAAAAUGGCACCAAAGAGUCGUUGUCGUGAUGCACUGUGGACAGGCAAAGGGAGCCAACAGUUCUUCCAAAACUUGUCUGUUGGUUUUAUUUAUAAUUAUUACAUAUAGAAACUGAAAUAUGGUUGAGUAAAAAAUUGUUUAUAGACUUAAUUUGUCCAAAGCCACCACAGAAACACUCAGGAAGCAGCUGUGAAUUGUUAAAAAUAGUGAUUUUUUUGAGCCAGCUUUUGUACAGUAUCUGAUAAAGAUGCAUUUUAUGAGUAAUUAAAAGUGUUCAAAUGAAAAUGUUA
Messenger RNA from Austrofundulus limnaeus, 2558 nucleotides. Its product is annotated as alpha-1,6-mannosylglycoprotein 6-beta-N-acetylglucosaminyltransferase B. Lineage: Eukaryota; Metazoa; Chordata; Actinopteri; Cyprinodontiformes; Rivulidae. Gene Ontology annotation, cellular component: Golgi apparatus. The record is from RefSeq and is a predicted model, not a curated record. Gene Ontology annotation, molecular function: alpha-1,6-mannosylglycoprotein 6-beta-N-acetylglucosaminyltransferase activity. Gene Ontology annotation, biological process: protein N-linked glycosylation.